Molecule: messenger RNA, 1402 nt
Organism: Trifolium pratense (red clover)
Lineage: Eukaryota; Viridiplantae; Streptophyta; Magnoliopsida; Fabales; Fabaceae
Product: protein TOM THREE HOMOLOG 1-like
Exons: 11
Coding region: 140-1033 (297 amino acids)
Source: RefSeq, a predicted model, not a curated record
CAUUGAUACACACACGUGCACAUACAUUCAUUGUUCCAACCUUAGCCUAUAGCAAGCAAGCAACUACAAAUUUUCACGUUAAGAAUAUACUAUUAAAACCACCAGCGCGUGUACUUCAAACUCCGUUCAUUGAUCCACAAUGACCAACAACGUCGUGCCGGCUUCGUCGGCAGGCGCGGUGGGUAUCGCGGUGGCAGCUAUUCAACUUACUGAUCCUUCCACUUGGUGGCGUGACAUCGAUGAAUCUCCGACGUGGCAGAACCGUAUCUUCUACACUCUCGCCGUCCUCUACGGCGUCGUUUCCGCCAUAGCUUUGAUUCAACUAGUUCGAAUACAAUUGAGAGUUCCAGAAUAUGGUUGGACUACGCAGAAAGUCUUUCACUUUCUCAAUUUUUUGGUGAAUGCAGUUCGAUGUUUAGUUUUCGUUUUCUUUCGAAGUGUACAGAGGUUACAGCCAGAGAUUGUCCAACAUAUCUUACUUGAUGUGCCGAGUCUUGCUUUCUUUACAACAUAUGCACUUCUGGUCUUGUUCUGGGCUGAGAUUUAUUACCAGGCACGUGCUGUAUCCACUGAUGGACUGAAACCAAGCUUCUAUACGAUUAAUAUUGUGGUUUAUGUUGUUCAGAUCAUUUUGUGGUUGGUAUUAUGGUGGAAACCAGUCAGUGUACUAGUCAUUCUGUCUAAGAUGUUCUUUGCAGGGGUUUCUUUGUUUGCUGCCCUUGGCUUUCUUCUUUAUGGUGGAAGGCUAUUCUUGAUGCUGCAACGCUUUCCUGUUGAAUCCAAAGGGCGACGUAAGAAGCUGCAGGAGGUUGGCUAUGUGACAACCAUAUGUUUUUUAUGUUUCCUUAUCAGAUGCAUUAUGAUGUGCUUUAAUGCAUUUGAUAAAAAUGCGGACCUUAAUGUCAUGGACCAUCCUAUUCUAAACUUCAUAUAUUACCUGUUUGUUGAAAUAUUACCUUCUUCUUUGGUCCUAUUCAUUUUGAGGAAGCUUCCACCUAAGCGUGGUAUCACACAAUAUCACCCCAUUCGCUGAAAAGAUUGAACAUAUCUGGAAAAAGGAGUCAUCAGCAGUUGAUUAUUUCCUGACCUGAUUCUCACAGUCCAAUGGUAAUUUUUAUAGAGCAGAAAAGCUAGUAUUUUCUGUGUUAGGAGUGACAAAAACUUGUAUCGGGCUUGUGUAGAUUUCAAAAUGUGACAUUUCGUGCAUUCUCAAACGUGUUGAGCAGCUUGAGCUGUGUUAUUACUGAUAUUUGCUUUGACUAUGGUUGGUUCUGUUGUUUGAGCAAUUAAAUGUAAUGAGCAACCAUACUUGAGAAAAUGGGAUAGUGAUGUAUAAACAGUGUGUUACAUGGUGGUAAAUUUAUUCUUCAUUUCUUUAGUGAUGAAUUUUCUUUCUUCAGCA